Enterospora canceri is the source of this 645-nucleotide messenger RNA. The record is from the annotation of a GenBank genome assembly. NCBI's taxonomy places the organism in Eukaryota, Fungi, Microsporidia, Enterocytozoonidae.
AUGGAAGCAAACAACCCCAUGAAUCCGUUUGAGAAGAAAGAAAGCAAGAGUAAAUCUAAAGGAGACAAGCAGAGUGAAUCUGAUUCAGUGGAAAUACAACCAAUCUUUCCUACGUUAAAAUUCCACGAUGAUGAAACAAGUCCAUUUAUGAGUGGUUUACCACAGAAUCCUUUCGAAAACAACUACAAAAAGUAUAUAAAGAUGUUUGAAAUGCUAUUUGGUGAUAAGGGAACGAUGAUCAAUAGCAAGCAGGAUCAAAUAAAGAGUGAUGUGAUUAAAAAGAAGAUAAGGAUGGAGAAAGAGCAGAUUGAAGCAAGAAAUGAAAUACUUAAAAUGAGAAUUGAAGAUAGCACCAUAUCAAAGAUCGAAAAGAGAAUGAAUAAGAUCAUCAAAUCAAGUAGAUUGAAAGCACAUAAAAUAAUUAUUAUGUAUGAGAGUACCUGGGAAUUGAUUAAACCUGGAAAUAUGAGAAUGAAGGAAGCAAGGAAUAUUACUAUUAAUACAGUUGUAGAUGAAAUACGUAGAAUAGCAACUGCUUGUUCAAUACCAAGCAGAGUAUUCUUAUACAGGCCAAAUAGAAGUGGAUUUAUGAUAGAAAUAUCAAAAGAGAGUGGUAACAAAAUCAAAACAAAAGUAAUAAAAUGA